Messenger RNA from Opisthorchis viverrini, 225 nucleotides. RefSeq lists its product as hypothetical. Bases 1 to 225 code for a protein of 74 amino acids. Lineage: Eukaryota; Metazoa; Platyhelminthes; Trematoda; Opisthorchiida; Opisthorchiidae. The transcript has 2 exons. The record is from RefSeq and is a predicted model, not a curated record.
AUGUUGCUAAUCGCGCAUCUCGUAUUCAAAACACCAGCGUCAGGCCCGCCUAGAGAAUUUGGAACUCAAUUACAGCAUGAAUUCAUCAGAUUAAUCGCUCCAGGAAAGGAACGAAGAUGUUCCAAAGCGAGUGAUGUAAACACAGGCUCUAUAAAUGCCCAGCCACCUGGAGUUGAGGGACAAAUCUUUCCAGAGCACCAUGAAGAACCCGAAAUAGCGAGCUAA